Molecule: messenger RNA, 1671 nt
Organism: Halichondria panicea
Lineage: Eukaryota; Metazoa; Porifera; Demospongiae; Suberitida; Halichondriidae
Product: putative ankyrin repeat protein RF_0381
Exons: 2
Coding region: 1-1671 (556 amino acids)
Molecular function (GO): protein binding
Source: RefSeq, a predicted model, not a curated record
AUGUCUGAGGACAGUCAGCCAAAGGAUACACACUUGCACUCAGCUGCAAGUAGUGGAGACAUAGAGGGUGUCAAACUGGACAGACAUGCACCUCUUCAUCUUGCUUGUGCCAAUGGGCACCUUCAUAUUGUUGAUGUCCUGGUUAAUGAGUAUGGUGCAGAUAUUGAGAUCCUCGAUGCCAAUGGUUGCAAUUCACUUGAAGUUUCUGCUAGAAGCAGUAACAUUCAGAUAUUGUUCUUUCUUGUGCUUACUGCCAUAUAUGGACAGAGACAUAGCAAGAAAUUAAGAGGAUCAUCUUCGCAUGUAGUGUGCACACUAAAACAAGACACAGCAAUAAUAGAACAGAUUCUAUUAAAAUACUAUCAUGAUACUCAAGCUAAGGAGCAAACUGGAACAGUGUUACUCACAGCGUUUAGUGAUGUGCUUACGAAUGCUGAAAAUAAUUAUAGCAAUUUCUAUCCGCCUUUCUUAGCAGCUACACUUGGUCUUACAAAUGUUAUAGACAUCUUUGUUCAUGAAUAUGGCUGUGACAUUAAUAUCAAGGGAUUUAUAGGUUUAACCAUUCUCCAUGGGGCUUGCUUUGGAGGACAUGUUCAAAUAGUGCAAAAGCUUAUUGGUGAGCAUGGCAUUGAUCCGCAUACAACUACUAACAACAACGAUCAGUCAAUUCUCCAUUAUGCGGCUUUGGGAGGUAGUGUUGAUAUAGUUUCUUCACUGAUUGCAAAUUAUGGGCUAAACCCUUGUGUUCUUAACAAAUUCUAUGACUCGCCCCUUAGUGUAGCUGCUUUAAAUGGUCAUACGGAACUUGUACGAGCACUGAUUGAAAAGUAUAAUUGUGAUCCUUUUGCAACCAGUCAUCACGGAUCUACUCUUCUUCACCAUGCAUGUGCCUCUGGAGAAAUACCACUUGUUAAUGAGCUUGUAAGAAAGUAUCAACUAGACAUAGCAACCAAAGAUGAGGCAGGCUUUAUGCCACUACAUACAGCUGCUUGUCAAGGACAAACAAAAGUAGUGGUACAUCUUAUUAGCAUACUGCAAGCAAAUGUUAAUGCUGUUACUGAUAGAAAUGAGAGUGCAUUGAGUCUUGCUACUCUACAUGGCCACAAAGAUUUAGUUCAUAAACUUAUAAGUGACUAUAACUGCAACCCUCAUGUUGAAGGCAGAAGUCUUCUUCACUAUGCCACUCAAGGUGGCCACAUUGAACUAAUCGACACACUGAUAACUGGCUACAACCUUAACUUGAGGGUUAGAGAUGAUAACGGCCAUACACUUCUACAUGUUGCUGCAAUUUAUGGCCAGUUUGGAGCAUUGCAGCACUUAGCUCAAACAGAAACAAUAGAUAUUGAUUGUCUCAGUAACGAUGGCUCUACACCACUUCAUCUAGCAGCAUUGGAAGGACAGAACCAUAUCCUGCGUGUUCUAAUAGAAGAGUUUAACAGUAAUCCCUUGGCUAAAGGGUACGUGGGCCUAACAAUUCUUCAUUAUGCCUGUCAAAAUGGUGAUAAUGAGUUAGUGGACGAAAUAAUAGCUAAGUAUGGACUCGAUCCAAUGACAGAAACUGAUUAUCAAAAUACUCCUCUGCACAUUGCUGCUAGGCACGGACAAGUUGCAACAGUGAAAUAUUUAAUCACAAAGUACCAUGUUGAAGUUGAUUGCCUCAACAGUCAGUAG